AUGGCAUACUCUAUGGAUACCAGUUCCUUCAUUUCGGCCCUCGAUCGCUUCCAAAAUCGUCGAGGAGUUCCCGCGUCCUACCAUAGCGAUAAUGGGACAAACUUUGUCGGCGCGCAAAGGGAAUUGCCCGAAUGUCUCCAGAACUUGAACCAGGACGCCAUCCUACGACAUCUAAACCGACAACCCUCGAAAUGGGUGUUUAAUCCACCAGCUGCUUCCCAUUUCGGAGGUGUCUGGGAGCGAAUGGUAAGUGCCGCCAAGAUCGCAUUACGGGCCGUUCUAGGAAACCAGCGCCUCACCGAUGAAAUCUUACUGACCGCCCUCACUUUAAUUGAGAAUAUUCUCAAUAGCCGCAAGCUUACUCCGAUAAGCGACGACCCAAACGAUCCAGAAUGUCUUACUCCUAACCAUCUACUGCUUGGUCGUGCAACUCCGAAUCUACCGCCCGACGUCUUCACCGAGGAUGAUUUAACCGCCAAGCAGAGGUGGAGGAUCGCGCAAGCAGUUGCGGACCAGUUCUGGCAGCGCUGGAUGAAAGAGGUACUACCGAGCCUCACUGAACGAGAGAAAUGGUACAAAGAGCAUCCUAACCUCCAGGUCGGAGAUAUUGUCGUCAUCAUUGAUCCAGCAACGCCUCGAGGAACUUGGCCUACCGGAAAGAUUAUUCAAACCUUUCCCAGCGACGACGGAGUUGUUCGCUCUGCGAACAUACAAACGAACGAAACCGAGCGCAUUCGUUAUUUCUCCUUAAAUCCGUACUGGUGCGGGAAGGUGCGCUUAGCGCGACAAAGCGCAGGGCCGGCGAUGUUGCCGAGUUAG
Molecule: messenger RNA, 819 nt
Organism: Daphnia carinata
Lineage: Eukaryota; Metazoa; Arthropoda; Branchiopoda; Diplostraca; Daphniidae
Exons: 1
Coding region: 1-819 (272 amino acids)
Biological process (GO): DNA integration
Molecular function (GO): nucleic acid binding
Source: RefSeq, a predicted model, not a curated record